Messenger RNA from Schistocerca americana (American grasshopper), 5454 nucleotides. RefSeq names its product myogenesis-regulating glycosidase-like. NCBI's taxonomy places the organism in Eukaryota, Metazoa, Arthropoda, Insecta, Orthoptera, Acrididae. The record is from RefSeq and is a predicted model, not a curated record. Bases 74 to 2161 code for a protein of 695 amino acids. Gene Ontology annotation, molecular function: hydrolase activity, hydrolyzing O-glycosyl compounds. The transcript is spliced from 5 exons. Gene Ontology annotation, biological process: carbohydrate metabolic process.
UUUGUUGUGUUACGUUUUUUUCGUUAUCUGUCAUAACUUGAAUAUUAGAAAUUUCAUUAAGCGAAAGUACUCAAUGGACAGCAAAUAUGAAGCACUGCCAACAGUGCCUUCUGCAGCUGUUUUCCACGACAAUGGAAGCCUAUUUAGGCAUAAAAACGCUGGGGCCGUUAGAAAGCAGAAAUUGUUGAAAUGGAUUGGCAUUCUCUUUAUUGUGCUGACAGUCUUUGGAUGCGCAUUUUAUCGGAUUGUUGCAGAAACCAAGCAUUCAGCUAAUUUACUACAACAGAAUGUCUUCCAUCUUUUGUCUACAAGAAAUUCUGCAAAAAUCUAUAUGUGGGAUGUCUCUGGUGCAAAUGUAACACUGCUCCUGCAGAAUCAAGUGACUUUCUCUGAAGAUGUUGGAAACCCAGUUUCAUGUGACAACAGUUCUUUUGAUCUGUGUCUGAAAUGGGAAAAAGAAGGCAGCAAGCUUCCAAAUGCAAAAUUAACUUUAAGGCAGUUUCAGAUAAGUGAGGGUGUUGAAUGCCAUAAAUUAAAUGUGUCUGCUGCUUGGAAUGCAGAUAUAACAUCUUGUGUGUCCAUAACAGGAGAGCAUCUGUAUGGUGGUCCAGUUUUGAAACCAUCUCAGUACUGGCCCAGUGAGAAAAAUGAAAUGCAGAAUGUGCCACGUGCCACUGGACAGGGCACAAUUAGUGGAGUUGCAGAAUCAUUCUGGAUAACAUCUGGAGGAAAAGUUUUUUAUGUUCCUCGUGAUGUUCCAUUGUUUAUCUCCCAAGACAGUCGCCAACUUUGUUUUCAAAGCAAACUUGCGUCACCCUACCUCCGAGAUACUGAAACCACUGUUAAUAUGAAACUUUAUUACUGCCAGAGCAAUGAUGCACAGAAGCUGUACAGGGCAACAGUUAAACGUUUCUUGGGGCUUCCAUCAGGCAUUCCAGACAAAGAAAUGAUACAAAACCCAGUGUGGUCUACUUGGGCCAGAUACAAGAGAGAAAUAAAUGCCACAGUUGUAACAGACUUUGCUGCUCAGAUAGCAGAGUAUGGGUUUAACAGGAGCCAUUUAGAAGUUGAUGAUCGGUGGGAAAGUUGCUAUGGUGAUUUUAAAUUUAAUGAAGGAUUCCCAGAUCCUGGACAGUUUAUUCAAGACCUCAACAAUAAAGGUUUUAGAGUUACCUUAUGGGCUCAUCCAUUUGUCAGUACUGUAUGUUCAGCAUAUUCUGAAGCAAAGUCAAGGAACUAUCUUGUGAAAAAUCUGGAUCAAAGUUGGGACAAAACUGUAUGGUGGAAUGGAAUUGCUGGUCUUGUAGAUUUCACAAAUCGUAAUGCAACAUCUUGGUGGAAUGGGAAACUAACAGCUUUAAGAGACAACUAUGGAAUUGAUGGUUUCAAAUUUGAUGCUGGUGAAACUUCUUACAUGCCUGGAUCUCCAGAAGUUGGACACCUUCAGUCUCCUAUAAGACUGCAGCCAAAUAUUUUCACUUCACAGUAUGUGGAAAAUGCAGCAUCACUUAGUAGAAAUGAAUUGAUGACUGAAUUCAGAGUAAUGUACAUGAAUCAAGGUCUGCCAGUGUUCUUGCGAAUGCCAGAUAAAGAAUCUACCUGGGGUUAUGAAGAUGGCUUGAAGUCUUUAAUACCAACCUUAUUAUCACUCAAUAUUGUUGGGUAUUCAUUUGUUCUGCCUGAUAUGAUUGGAGGAAAUGGAUAUAGUACUAAACCAAGCAAAGAACUUUUCAUACGCUGGUUGCAGGCCUCUACCUUCAUGCCUUCUCUUCAGUUUUCGUACACUCCUUGGGAUUACGAUGACGAAACAGUAGAAAUUGCAAAGAAGUUUACUAGCCUUCAUGCAGAGUAUGGAAAUAUGAUCAUUGAUUUAGCAGAACAGAAGGUUACGAAUGGAACACCUAUUAAUUUGCCAAUCUGGUGGCUUAAUCCUGCUGACACAACUGCACUUGGAAUAGACUCAGAAUAUCUAUUGGGUGAGAAUUUGCUUGUGGCACCAAUACUAGAAGAAGGAGCAACAAGCAGAGACAUAUAUUUACCUGUUGGAACGUGGGAACAGAAAGUGAGAAGUGAUGCAACAACUGUUAUUAGUGGCCCUGCAUGGAUCAAAGGUUAUAGAGUUGAACUUGAUGAGUUGGCGUAUUUUGUACGCGUGUCAUGAAUAAGUUCAUACAGUUGUAAAAAUAUUUAAAUUCGUAUGCAAUGUAUUAAUCGUUCAUGUAUUUGGAGAGUUAUGAGCCAUAGUAGCGCAAACAGCCACAUGAAAUGUGUAACACUUAUUGUCAGGCAUUCAUGAAGUUGUAUGUUCUGAAGAUAAGUAAGAAGAGAUGAAGAUCUUUUCUCUAAAGUGAAUUCUCUGGUUCAGUUAUAUGAACCUAUGAUGUCGUUUAGCCUGUCUGUAGCCCAGAAUUUUGGUCACAUUGUCUCUCUUUAAUGUAACUUUUUAGUUUCAUAUUUUUAAUUUUCAGAGUAUAAUUUUAUAAAUUGCUGAUUCUCAUCAAAAGUUGAAGUGUUUGUCAUGCAUUGUGUUAAAUAUUUCAUGGUGUUACACUUUCAGUGCUCUCUUAUAUGCUUUUAUUUUGUGAGUUGAAACUUGUGUGCAUAUUUAUACACUGUGGAAUGCAAAGGCUGUGAAACUUUGUGUUAUACUGUAUACAUAGUUAUUAUGUUACUAAGUUUGUAUACUGAUAUUAAUAUCUGAAUUAUUAAACCUGCGUUUCAAGUUUGCUUGUUGCUAUCUUGAAUUGUAGUUUUUAUUUUUAUUGCACAGUCAUAUUUUUUACAAAUUUUGGAUUGUUCUUAUGUCAUUAGCAGAUCAAAUUACAGCAGUGGAGUUGCUGUAAUUAGAUAAAUGAAAUUUUUAUCAACUCUUGGAAAGGAUAGAAGAAAAACAUUGUUCUGCUUGUUGUUUUCACAAUGUAGAGCUUGUUGCAAAUUAUAACUUCCUUAAAGUUUUCUAGUUUGCAUAAUUAUAAUUUAUUUACACAUACAGUAUAUUCCAAAUGAGGUUCACAGUUGUUAAGUGCUGGACUCGCAUCAAGGACGACGGUACUUCAAGCCCCCCAUUUGGGCAACCAAACUCACGAUUUUCAAUAUUUCCCUAAAACGAAUAAAUCAAAUGUUAGGAUGUUUUCUGCAAAAAGGAAGUGGCCAAUUUCCUUCCCCAUCAUACCAAAAUCGAAGCUUGUGGUCCAUCUCUAAUGCGCUCAUUAUCAGUGAGACAUUAAACCCAACACCUCCAUACCUUCAUUGACAGUAUAUAAGUAAAUGGAUCAAUAUAUUCAUUGGCACUAAAAAGUGUACAUAUAGAUAGAUUGUUUGUAGAGCAUCAAGUUCUACAAUGCACCCAUCAAAUCACUGUACAUUGGAAUGCCAAUUUUUCUGUUUUGAUUUAUUUAUACAAAUAAUGUGUAAUGUAAGUACAUAUGCCCUGCAGCAUAAUACAAUUACUGUAGGAGCAUGUUCAAAUCAUUUAACCAUAUGAUUUAUAAUUUAUUUCCAAUAAAACACAUUUGUCUUGAUUGUAUUUUACUGAAUGACACACAAGUUCAGCAAUAGUCUGUGAAUUUGCCAUAGAUUGAGAAAAUUUGAGUGCUAAAUAGUAAGAAUGAUUAUAGUUUUCCAUAAAAAUACGUUGUCAUUUCUAGAUGCUCCUUUACAGUCAGAAUUGUUUCUCUUUCUUGAGUAAAUAUGUGGAUUUCAGAUUCCAUAGCCUAUUAAUGAAUUUGUUGGGACCAUUUAAUGCAAAAGGAUGGUGUUGACAUGUGCAGUGAUCAGAAAAUAGCAAUCAUUAAAAUCUAAAUACUAUACAAAGAACAGUCAGCAGAUUUAAAUUAUGGGGAGCAAAUAUGUGAAGCCAUGUAUAAGCAGUAGUAAUGGGGUUAAAGACAUUGAAGAAAUAAUUUGGUUUGAAAGGCAUGCUUGUUAAAUCAAGUUUGUUUAAAAUAGGAAUCAUAUUGAAAGGAGGACUGUGUCUUGUGAAUAGGAAGGUCAUUAGAGACAGCUUAUUUUCUCAGUUAGGUGAGCGCAAAUGAAGGAUUUGAUCAUGUGGGUAUUGAAGAGAGAAUCCUUACAUUUGAAUGAAAUUGUUUCAAACAAUCAGAAACAUAAAUUAGUAUUACCAGGCUGGAAUGUGAAUCGUGAUACAUCAAAGAUCCAUUGUUUUAAUCAACUGUGUCAUUUGUAGUUAUAAUUGCGUACAUUUAUUUCUUUGGCUGUUUGAUUGAUCCAUGUUUUUGUUCUCUAUAUUCCUUGCAAAUGCCAGAUUUUAGUAGAUCUUAUGUGGUGAUGAUAUGAAGGUAAUUAGAGAUUGGGUCUGGAAAUGCCUAUGGUGUUUUAUUGUGCUGAUAAUUUAUGUUGUCUCAACUGUGGUAGGAAUAAAUGGACUAGACAGGUGCUUUCUGACAAGUUCAUUUUUUUUCAUCAUAGUAUGAGUGUAACAUUUGACAUCUAAGACUGAUCCUUAGGAGUACACAAAAACAAAGAGCUUCUGGUACGUUAACAUUACAGUAUUCUGCAGUUUCUUUUGGAAAUACACUUGUAUUUUGCAAUCUAGUAUUGUUUCUGAAGUUCAUUUCUGUCCGAUUGAUACAUGAUUUAUACAGUUCAUAAAUAUAUAUUGUAAACAGGAGUCCAAAUAUCAAUUAGUAUCAACUCUGAAACAAUUUUGUUAGUAUAAAAUGGCAGGUAUAUUUAUGAAUAUUGGUUAGCAGAAAGGUAACAGAUACUUUCACAAUUGUUCAAUAACAUUGUGACAUAAAUACAAUUUGUUACUGGCGUAGAUGAUGAGAGAAAAUCUGAUACAGAUUAAAAACAAAGAAUCAAUUCUGUGAUGAUUUCCAGAGGAUAUGAUGAUAGAAAAUGACUGUAAUUAAUACAAACAGAUAGUUGCUAAACAGUGUAGAUUAACAGUAACUAUUAACCUGACAAGAAUGAGUGGAAAGUGCUUACAGUGACCAUAUAUCUGCAGACGUGUUGUAUUUUAUUUUACAUUCCCAUGGAUUGUGGUGUAUGAAACAUAACUCGAUAUUGUUAUUUUUGCACUAAACCCAGUCUUUCACUGGCCAUCAUCAAAUCCACUAACGUUAAAUAUUAACAACUAAUAGAGAGAAUUGUCAUAAAAUGUUGCUGUUAAAUGUGUACUUUUUUAUGUAAUUGUAUUUCAUUGCAGCAACUGAUGAUUGAUUGCUUUCCUGCCACUCCUUUCUCUUUGUAAUUACAUUGGUAUGUCAUUCCAGAAGAGUAAAAAUGUGUGGGAACUGUCAGCUGUGUAACUUGUAAAUCCAUUUUUAAGAUCAUUUCUGCCAUGCAUUGGCAGUGUUUGCAUGUACUGGAUUUGAGUAAGCUAUUUAUAAUACGUUUAAGGAGAAAUAUUAUCUUGAAUAUAAAUAAAGAAUACAUAUAUUUUUACAUAUAAGUUAUUCAAACGAAGAAAUAAAUGUUACUUAAAUACUG